AUGAAUCCAACUGAUGGGGAAGAUAUUCCUGUCCUUCCCAUAGUUGGGAUCGGAGGUAUUGGGAAAACUACCCUUGCCCAAUUGGUGUUUAACGAGGAGAGUGUGAAGUCGCAUUUUGAAUUGAGAAUCUGGGUGUGUGUUACAGAGGAUUUUGACAUCAAACAACUGAUGAUAAAAAUCAUUAAAUCUGCCACUGGUAUGAACUGCAAGGACAUGAAUAAGGAGGAAUUACAUAAAGUUUUACAAGAUUGUUUGAAUGGUAAAAGAUUUUUUAUGGUACUAGAUGAUGUCUGGAACGAGGACAAGAAGAAAUGGAGUGAGCUGAAAGAUUUGUUGUGUGGGGGAGCGCAAGGGAGUAAAAUCAUUAUCACAACUCGUAGCCGCAAAGUGGCUACAAUCACAGGCACAAUCCCCCCGUACGAUUUAGAGCAUCUUUCUGAUGAGAAUUGUCUAUCAUUGUUUCUUAAACUUGCCUUUAAAGAAGGUGAAGAGAAACAACAUGACAAUCUUGUAAGAAUCGGGGAAGGAAUUGUUCAAAAAUGCAAAGGGGUUGCUUUGGCCGUGAAGACUUUAGGCGGCCUACUCUGUUCAACAAGGGUACAACAUGAUUGGGAACUUGUGAGAGAUAGUGAACUAUGGAAGUUGAAACAGGAGGAAAAUGACAUCUUGCCUGCUCUAAAACUAAGUUAUGAUCAUUUGCCCUGGUAUUUAAAGCAAUGUUUUGCUUUUUGUUCAGUUUUUCCAAAAGAUUUUGAAUUCAGUCAUCUCCUUUUGAUCUCCCUUUGGAUGGCAAAUGGCUUUUUGCAAUCACCAUACGAAAAUGAAGAGCCAGAAGAUAUUGGGAAUCGGUAUAUACAAGAGUUACUAUCAAGAUCUUUCUUCCAAAAAGUUGAAGAUGAGAUUUUUUUUUCCACCUUGAAAAUGCAUGAUUUAGUACAUGAUCUUGCAUUAUCAGUGGCGCAAAAUGAGGUGAACUCAUGUAACCAUUAUUCGACUGGGAAUGUUCGACAUUUAUGGUUUGAUCUAUCGAAGCAGGAUGCUUCCCAGUUGCCAAAUAACUUGGGUUGUCUGCAAUCACUUUUCUUAUUAGAUGAAGAAGACAAGGCUGAUAGCGAAUCUCUUAUUGCAGAAGUCAUCUCAAGGUCUAAACAUUUGAGGGUGUUAGAUUUGUCUAACUGCAGUUUAGAGCAAUUGCCAAACAACAUACGUUAUUUAAAGCAGUUGAGAAAUUUGAACGUAGCCUACAAUGGAAAUAUAAAAAGACUUCCAAAUUCCAUUUGCAAUUUGCAGAGUUUGCGAACACUUAACCUUCUUGGAUGUAGGGGAAUUGAAGAGUUACCAAAAGACAUAAGGUACCUGAUUAGCCUUAGAUCAUUAAUGGUAACAACAAAACAGACGCGUUUGCAAGAGAAUGGAAUAUCGUGCCUAACUUCUCUUCGGAUGUUGAUCUUUUAUGAGUGCGAAAAUUUAGAAAAAUUGUUUGAAGACAUUCAAAACCUAACAGCCCUUCGGGAAUUAAUCAUAGUUGACUGCAACAACUUGGUUUCAUUGCCACGAGAUUUAAAAUACCUAACUGCAUUAGAAAUUUUGAUAAUUUGGGAUUGCGAAAAGCUUGAUGUCACUGUGGAGGAGUUGAAACUUGAGAGGAAAGAAGAUGGUAGUCUCCGGAAACUGGCGAUUGGAGGAGUGCCAAAGCUGGAGUCACUACCCCAGUGGAUUCUUCUAGGAUCCGCCAAAACAUUGCAGCACUUGUGGAUCAGAGAAUUGGAGAAUCUCUCGACGUUACCAACAUGGUUCCAACAUCUCACAUCGCUUCAAACUCUUGAAAUUGAUGAUUGUCCAAAGCUGUUGUUUCUGCCCGAAGGGAUGCAACACCUCACUGCACUAAAAAGAUUAAGGAUUGAAAGGUGUCCAAAAUUAAGCAAAAGAUGUAUUAAAGAAACCGGUGAAGACUGGCCUAAGAUUGCUCAUAUCCUUGACUUUUAUUGUGACGAAAUAGAUGACAAAUAGAUAGGUUCAAUGCCUCAAUUUAAUGUUAUGAGAGAGUUAUCCAUGGGGGAAUAUUUCCGCGAUAAUGGAGCGGGAUCAGACUUUCCACAAGAUAGCAUCCCGUUCUAACAUAAUUUAUUUAUAUAUUAAAGUGGCAGGUUAAAUUAGAGGACGUUGAAGUUGUCUUGGAUUCAUUCUUUUAUAUAUUAAAGUCUUUAUGUUAUUCGAUUUCCAUAUUUGUAAUUUGAUUUAUAUCAAAGACCAUUUAUAUAAUAAUUUGAAUCAUUUUAUAUUUAAGUGUAA
Molecule: messenger RNA, 2292 nt
Organism: Gossypium arboreum
Lineage: Eukaryota; Viridiplantae; Streptophyta; Magnoliopsida; Malvales; Malvaceae
Product: putative disease resistance protein RGA3
Exons: 2
Coding region: 1-2010 (669 amino acids)
Biological process (GO): defense response to other organism
Molecular function (GO): protein binding; ADP binding
Source: RefSeq, a predicted model, not a curated record